Messenger RNA from Strongylus vulgaris, 345 nucleotides. NCBI's taxonomy places the organism in Eukaryota, Metazoa, Nematoda, Chromadorea, Rhabditida, Strongylidae. The record is from the annotation of a GenBank genome assembly.
AUGUAUGUUAAAUGCUAUAACAUUCAGCACUACGAGCACAAUAAUGAUGAGCGUAGGAAAUACGAGUACUUAUUCCUUAAAAUUGCAAUUUCGGGGUCGUCUACGCCCGGUGAUGCUUAUAAUCCACCGCCUUCAACCCAUGUGGUUGGUUCAUCUCGGAGUGAUGAUGUAAAUCCAACGCCACCUGUUAUGUCAUCAUCUUCAAGGCGUAACGACCACCGGUGGGAUCAUAUCGACAAUUUGGAUAGGUUUUUCACACUUGUUUACGAAUAUCAUCAAGGUGGUGGUUUCUUGACCAUUGCCGUCAAGAAAGUGCUGGGCCUAGCGCAGUUCGUCUUCGUUGUG